Molecule: messenger RNA, 1118 nt
Organism: Lactuca virosa
Lineage: Eukaryota; Viridiplantae; Streptophyta; Magnoliopsida; Asterales; Asteraceae
Source: the annotation of a GenBank genome assembly
CUCCAAGACAAAGCAAGAACGUCGAGGUAUACUAGGUGUUCCUUUGCAAGGCGUAUAUUAUUAUCUCCGACAAAGGUUCAUCGAAUUGUUUUCAAAUAGAAUGCAAAUUCUAGUGCCUAGAUGCGGUAGAUUGUUGUUCCACAACUUUUCCCUCAUCCAACCAAGAACUCAUUCAAUUUCAUUAUCUUUUGCGGCUUGUUUUCGAUCUACUCCUACUUCCUUCGAAAAAUGGAAGAGCAAAUGGAAAAAUUCGUUGGAAUUAGGACGCCCAAAACCAUCUAAGACAUAUAUCAAAUACAAAACACGUCAAAAACGUGCAGAUGCAAAGAAAGCUUUAAAUGAUCUCCUCUUCAGAAGUGGUUGCUCCAAAUUUUCACUUGAGGGGGAAUUCUUGAAGAAGCAAGGAACAAACAAAUGUGAUGGAACAUCUACUGACUCAACAGAAAACAGAACCAAAGGGGAUCCAUUAAAAUACUCAGCUUCUCGUGCUAAUAAAGCUCAUCAUCAAAAGAGGAACAAAAGCAAGAGGAAAAAAGAUUUUUUUGAAGACUUUGAUGAUGAUGAUGAUGAUUCUGGGAUGAAUUUUCAGGCAAGAUUUGGAAAUAAGUCGUAUUCAUGGUCUUUUAAGUCAUGGGAAGAGUCUUUUUCACAAAGUCAAACAAAUGGAUUUGAAUGGAGAGAAGAUUCAAAUGGUGCAAAUAACAGAAAUAAAUGGAGGACUCCAAGUGAUGAUGAUGAGUCUGAUGAUGAUUAUGAUGAUGAGCCUUAUAUUAUUGGUUCAAAUUCAGAUAGAAUAACACUCGAUUUGCCACUAAAUGGUCCAUUAAAGAUAGAUGAAGUAAAAAACGCUUUCCGGCUUUCAGCUCUAAAAUGGCAUCCGGAUAAGCAUCAAGGCCCAUCACAGGUGUUGGCUGAAGAGAAAUUUAAACUCUGUGUGAAUGCAUACAAAUCAUUGUGCAAUGCACUACUUUCAAGGGUUUAGCCAAUUGGAAAUUUGACAUGGUCUAACAUAUCUAACUUUAUUUUUAAUGGGUUUUUAUAUACUUACAAAAGCUGGUCUUUGGUAAUUAACAUGAUUUUCUUAGGAGAUUAUGAUGAUGUUUCAUCCAAAUACAUCG